UUGUUUUACGCAAUUAUUUUUUUUUCUUCAUUUAUCGCUGCCAAAGCCGAUCCAGAGCAUGAUGACCUUUACAUUCUUCUUGACGAAAUUAACGUUUACUCUUGUCGAGGAGUGAAAAAUGAAAUUAAACUGAGCGAAGAAGAUGUAAAUAUUGUUAAUGAGAAAGGGAACAAAGUUUAUUUCAUCAAAGCGCCGGGUAAUUACUCGCUUCACUUCAAGAAUAUCAAAGUUCUUAAUGACUUUGGUUAUCUAUCCGGCGAAAUUGGAGUUACUUUACAAGUACCACUUUUGGAAGGGCCUGCAGGUAUAAGAUUUGAUUUGCCAUACACAAUGAUUCCUGAAACUGGGUUGCUGAAUCAGCAAUGCGAUGAGCACAGUGGUAUUGUUGAACGAGAUGGACGACAAUAUUGUCGUUAUUGCGACAUCUGUGGUCUUUCCGAGAAGAUUGAAGAUGGGUUGAACAGUGAAGGACAUGUUUUUUUACCUGAACUUGCCAGUGGUCAUGAAGAGAAAUUUUCGCCAAAAUGUAAUCAUAUUAAUGCUGAUAGUUAUGAAUUUAAACGAACAUUAAAUUUACCUGGCCGGAGGAAAUUGGAGGAAAAAGUUCGGGAGAAAAUGCAAGGUCUUGAUGGUGAAAUCAAAAAACGUCUAAACAAAGGACGAGGACGUUUUCAAGUGUUCUUAAAUUUGAUCAGUUCUGCGCAGCCACCAAUUAGGCAAAAAGCUUGGUUUGAUAGUUCUUCGCAGUGUCGUUGCUGUGACAGAAAUCGAGAUGCUUCAUGCAGAAAUAUGCUCAGUUUCUUGUACUGUAAUGCUGAAGACUGUAAAAGCGCUUGGGCUCAACAGUGCCUGCAUAAUUCUGCCCGUAUUGCUGCCUGUUAUACCGUUGAAUUUAAUUAUCGCAUGACAACUGCUUAUGCAGAUGUGGUACAUUUUUUGCGUGAAAAUAAUUAUCCAAAUCAAGAAAUUGCAACUCGUCGACCAAUUGUUACUACUGAACCCUAUGAUCAGUUGAGUGAAAAUGAGCCAGCAGAUAAAACAUCAUUAUCUGAAGCCUGUACAGCUAAAAUGCCAAAACGAUUAACGCAUCUACGACGAUAUUGUACAAUAUUCUGGAAUCAAAAACUUUGUUGUUCAUAUUGUGAAGGUGUAUGCUAA
Molecule: messenger RNA, 1158 nt
Organism: Enterobius vermicularis (human pinworm)
Lineage: Eukaryota; Metazoa; Nematoda; Chromadorea; Rhabditida; Oxyuridae
Source: the annotation of a GenBank genome assembly